Penaeus chinensis is the source of this 3456-nucleotide messenger RNA. RefSeq names its product F-box/LRR-repeat protein 20-like. The transcript is spliced from 2 exons. Gene Ontology annotation, biological process: SCF-dependent proteasomal ubiquitin-dependent protein catabolic process. The record is from RefSeq and is a predicted model, not a curated record. The coding region runs from base 930 to 2483 and encodes 517 amino acids. Gene Ontology annotation, cellular component: SCF ubiquitin ligase complex. Gene Ontology annotation, molecular function: protein binding. NCBI's taxonomy places the organism in Eukaryota, Metazoa, Arthropoda, Malacostraca, Decapoda, Penaeidae.
AGCACGUGCUAAAAUCUAGAGAAAACCAGUGAGUUGGAAAUUAUGAAAUUAUGGUUGUAAUUUUAGGUAUGGUUUAUAAGGUAAAAAACAUAAAGACUUGAAUUAGUGUUGUGAAGGAGGUAAUUGCGACAAUGAUAUUUUUUAACAAGUUAACUUGCAAUCUGUCGGGAAAAAUAUUGUGUAUCUUUGAAAGUUGUUUUGUUGGAAGGGAAGACUUCUGAAUCAUUGGCACCGGAGACCGACCAUAGGAAAUGACUUUGAAGCGUAUAAAAGUUACUCAUAUCGCAUUACUUAGAAUGAACCGGCUAUGAAAAAAAAAAAUAUAUAUUGAUUACUCAUUGAAGUAGUGCAUAUGGUGUCCAAAUCAGGACUGUAUCGAAGCGAACGUUAUCUUCGAAGGGGGAGUCUAGGAGAGGGGUACGGGGCAGGGAGAGAGGGAGGAUGACGAUAAAUGUUUAGUCAUGGCUCACAUCAAGUUGGCUCACGUACCUGCCCCACGCACACCCUUGGAUCGCUUUUCUAGCCGCACCACACGCCGUUGAAAGGAGGGACUCUCGUGUUCCCCUCAGUAAACACGGCUGUUGCAAUUAAUAGUCCUGCUGUGUUACUUAAUAGGCACCGGAAGCCAUGGAUGGAGUUCGAGCCACAGUCCUGGAUGCUGCGACCACCCCACCAACACUGACGAGCCUCUUGCACGACGAUCCUCCCUCGACACCCCGCCCUGCAUCACCGUGUGACCACUACUUUUAACCCGGCAAAGCACCUCUUCUUCUGCAGGCAAAUCACCCCUGUUGUAGAAUGAGCUUUCCCGACUGCGUCUCGACCGGUAGCUUAGGUUGUGGUCAAGAGGGUCGCAAGGCAGGUGAGGAAGGGGUGACGCCUCCCGGGGACACAGCUUAAAGUCACAGGAGGAAAGAGGAAGUGGGGAAAUGGCCGAUGCGACGGACGGCGAUAGUGGCGAAGAGGAAUUCUUAGACUGCAGUGGAGUAUCUCCGGCAUGCCUCUUCCACAGAGAGGAGUGCAGUCUUUUUGCAAUUUCCGGAGGGAAUGUGGUCAUAGAAGAUUUAGAAGAAUUAGAUAUAAAUUCAGAACCAAAGGCCAGAGAUGAAAUUCUAUCAAGUGCCUUAGCAGAAGAUGAAGCAGCCACAUCAGGAAGCUUAAGUCACAGCCAUUCUCCCCAACAGACAGACACAAGUACCGCAUGUGAUUCUGUUGUGACUGAACCUUCUUCCUCUUCUUCCUCUUCCCCUUUAUCACCGAAAGUAUGUCACAUAGAUAAUCUACCGAAUGAGAUACUAUUAGAAAUAUUUUCUUACUUUACCGUGGUCGAGUUGUUUGCCAUUAUCUCUCCAGUUUGUACAAGAUGGAGGAGAUUAAGUCAAGAUCCAACACUCAGGAAGAAACUGGUUUUUUCCUUCCAACGACCAGUUGCAGGCGACAGGAUCUGUGAGCUGCUGGCCGGGUCUCCGCACCUGCUUUCCCUGGAGCUGCAGAGCCGUGAAGAUGGCGGAGACCUGCUUCGUCAGGCAGCUACUUCUUGUAAGAAGCUCCGGGAAAUCACAACAAAAUUUUGUGAUGGACUGAAUGAGGACGUUCUUAGGGCUUUGGUGGAGAACUGUCCGGAUAUCAGGCAUUUUAAUGCAGAAGGCUCUCGAAUCAGUUGCAGCGAAUGUUAUUUUGCAAUUGCAGAGUUUCAUAACCUAAGGCACUUGAAUUUGUCACACUGUCAGUUCUUGGAUAACUCGGGCCUUGUUGCAAUAGCUAAACAGUGUCGCCAGUUAGAAUACUUAAACAUAGACGGCAUUACUAAAAUUUAUGACUAUUCCGUAGUAUGCCUAACACAGGAAGUUGGUCCCUCUCUAAAGUUUUUGUUCUUGGACGGAGAAAAUCUGACUGAUGCUUCGUACACUUCCCUGGCAGCUUGUAAACACCUCAAAAUGCUCGGAGUUUCAUUCUGCGAGCAAAUGACAGAUGUUGGGCUGUCUGGUAUUACUGGACUCUGUGAACUGACGUGGAUGAAGCUACGCAAGGGCGUCCACCUGACUUCAAAAGGCUUACAAAGUUUCUUUAGCAGUGGCCACCUGUCAAACCUGACUCACUUGAACUUAGGAGAAUGCAGCUCAAUGAACGAUGAUGUCUUAUUUGCAGUAGCGGAGAAGUGUCCACGUCUUACGAAUGUUGUCCUGCAUUGGUGUUGGGAUAUAACUGAUGUGGGCAUGACUGCCUUAGUAUCCAAUUGCUCACGGCUGCGAGUGCUAGAUUUAGUGGGCCUGGUUCAACUCACUGGUACUUCCUUCGUUAACGUUCAAACUGCACUGCCAGAUCUGCUCAUUCUGGACUUGGAACAGUGCAAUACUAUCAAUGACACUAUCCUACAGCGUAUCGUAGAAGAACAGCCUUCACUAACAGUUUUUGAUUACUGGGGCGAUCCAGUAAUGCCUCCAAACCCAAAAGACUCGGACAGCUCCGAAAAUGUAGGUUGACUGCCCUGGCUUUUAUCGCGGUUUUUGAAUGGAUUUCUGUUAACAAUAACUGCCAAUGGAGUCUUUUCAUUCCCAGACAGGGAAAUCUGAACAUAUCUUGGAAAAUUGGGGAUAAUUUGGGUGUUUUCUAGUAAUCGUAAUAAUAUGCUUAAUUGUUUUGUAAGUAUUUAAUUAGUAAUAAAAUAUUCAUAUACACUGUCAGAAAAUGUAGAUCAUGAAUUGGAUGUAAUGUUUUCAUUUCAUGAUAUUGUAUUGCUUAUUUUUGCUGAAAACAUAGUGCCAUAAACAAAAUAAACAAAAUCUUACAACCAGGAACACUGUUUUCUUUGUAUGGCAUUGUAGUUUCUUUUUGUUAAACACUUUUCAGAGGACAUACCAUAAGCAUACAUAAAUGCUAUGUUGAUUAUGUAUUUUUAAUGAUCAAACUAUGAUUAAAUGCAAAUAUCAAGAUAUGCCAUUUUUUAUUUCAUGGACUGCUGUAGUUCAUAUUUUGCCAGUAUCAGUUUGUGUGCGGAUGGUUUGAUAAAGAAAAGAAUAACUGCAAAUGUAUUUUAUUACGUCGCAUAGCAAAAUAGUCAUCAUGGAGCCAAGGAAUUAUUGAUAGUAUUUCAUAUUUGGAAUUAAGGUUGGAAAUAGUGUAUAUCUUAUGAAGAUGUAAUAUGUAUAUGGUUUGGUUCUUUAAAGAUCCAUAUUGUAAAGGUUUCUAUUGUUCCAUGCGGCUUACCCAGUAGGGAAUGGUCUUUUUAUGUAUCAUGAUUGAUAAUGCCAUGUGUUGGCAGGUUCAAGUACAUUUCAUUUUAAACGAAAUUUGAAAUCAGUGUACUCCUUACUGCAUGUAACUUUUAAACGUCACUGCUUGUGGUGGCUGUUACCAUGACACGACUUGCUGGAAUACUUUUUGUGUUGCAUUUUGUACUUAUAUUUUGUACUAUAUGUGAAUUUAAAAAUUGGAUUAAAAGUUAUUUUUAUUUGA